AUGGAACCACCAGAGGUGUGCCGGAGCGGGUCGGGCGAGGCGGAGGCGCCGGCGCCGCUGGCGUGGCUGGACGGCGUGCACGACCUGGGCGCGCUGUGCGCCGACGCGUCGCAGGACGGGCAGCUCGCGGCCACGGGCGGGCAGGACUCGCUGGUGCGCGUGUGGCGCGCGGGCCCCGCCGGCCUGGAGCCGCUGGGGCCCGCGCUCAGCGGCCACCUGGCGGCCGUCACGGCGCUGCGCUGGGGCCGGCGCGGCGCCCGGCCCGUGCUGGCCAGCGCCAGCCUGGACCGCACGGCGCGCCUGUGGCUGCUGGCCGACAGUGACAUGCGCUGCGUGCGCGUCGUGCACGCGCAUUCUCGCUAUCUCACGUGCGUCGUGCUCUCGCCAGACGCGCACUAUAUGCUCACCGGCUCCAACGAUAAGUCACUUCGGAUGUGGUCCCUGGGCUCUCUGACACUAGACGACAGUUUGGACACUCCGUGCGAAGCGCUCGCUCACUUUGGUCUCGGUGAUCUUGAGGGAAUCGGGCCAGUGGAGGAGGAAGAAGGCUUGGAGGCGAGUGACGAGCUGGCGGGUCAGGACGCGGAGGCGGACGGCAGCGGCGCGACGCGGCUGUGGCGCGAGGCGGCGCACGCGGGCGCCAUCAACUGCAUCGCCACGCACGGCGACCUGGUGGCCACGGCGUCCAGCGACGGGCGCGCGCGCGUGCUGCGCUGGCACGCGGCGGCGGGCGCGCUGGAGCCGCUGCACGAGCUGGCGGCGCACGACUACCCCGUGAUGGCGGCCGACUUCUGUGCCGCCGGCGCCGCGCUGCUCACCGCCGGCCUCGACGGCCGCGCCUGCAUCUGGGACGUGGAGGUAUGUGGCGAGGAGGGUCAACUUUAUGCUCAGUUGCACCAUUAUGAAGAUCGUUGCAAGCACUAUCGAAUGUUUCGAUACCCUACAAUUGUUGAAUGUUCUGUUUGGCACUUGCAGUCGGGUGUGCAGCUGCGGUCACUGAGCCUGCCGGCGCGGGAGGGCGCGGCGGGUGAGGCGGGGGGCGGCGGGGUGCGGGCGGCGCGCGCCUCCCCCCGGCGCCCCGCGCUGCUGCUGCUGGGCACGGACGACGGGCUGGCGCCGCUGUGGAGCCUCGACCAGGACGAUCCCGGGCCGCUACACGUGUACGCGGGGCACGCGGAGGCGGUGACGUGCUGCGCGUGGGCGGAGGACGCGCGGCUGCUGGCCACGGGCGACGCGGCGGGCGAGCUGCGCGUGCUGGCGCCGCCGCCGCGCGCGCGCACGCUGCGCGCCGAGCCGCACGCGCACGACCCCGCGGGGGGAAUCCAGAGCUGCGACUUCGCGUCGCCGUCCGCGCUGGAACUGCCAGACGAUACAUAUCUACUCGCCACCGCCGGCUGCGACUCUCUUAUUAAAUUAUGGCUCAUACAUUACAAAGAGUGUACUAUCCUCAGCGUCCUCACGCCGGGCCACGAUUCCUUAGAUGUGUGCCCGGGAAUCCGACAACUCUCCGAUUGCACGCCAACAUUGACAAUUGGCCGCCAACAUACGCCAAUACCCCGUGUACACAUUGGUGUCAUGGAGUGUAUAGUUGCAUGUGUGUGGUGCGGCAGAGCGUGGCGGUGCGCGCGGUGGUGUCGCUGGCGGCGCACGGCGGCGGCGCGGCGAGCGUGCGCUGGGCGGGCGCGCGGCUGGCGAGCGCGGGCGCGGACCGCGUGGUGCGCGUGUGGCAGGCGGCGCGCGGCGGCGGGCGCGCGCCUGCUGGCCGCCGUGCGCGCGCCCGCCGCCGCGCUGGCCGUGGCGCUGGCGCCCGCGCUGCUGCUGGCCGGCACGCUGCCGGGCGAGCUGCUGGCGUGGCGCGCGCCGCCCGACCAGCCCGCGGGCCUGGCGCCCGACGACGACGAGGCGGCGCCGCCCUGCUUCUGGACCCGCGAGGGAGUCGCGCGCUGGCUGCGCGAGAUAUUUUUGCUAGCAGGAUCGGAAAUGAAACUUCACGAAGAGGAAGCCCUUAUUCAAAGAGCUGAAGAUGCAAAUCUGACAGGAUCACAACUUCUAUCUACUCCGAUAGAGAAGCUACUCGAGACGUUUGGAUAUGAGCGCGCGGAGGAGGGCGCGGAGGAGGGCGCGGAGGAGGGCGCGGAGGAGGGCGCGGAGGAGGGCGCGGAGGUGAGCGCGGCGCGGGAGCGGCUGCGCGGCGAGCUGCAGUGGCUGCGCGCGCCGCCCGCCUCGCCGCAGCGGGUCAGUGCGUCUGCCGGCACGCUCUCGGCUUGUGCAGUCUCGCUGACCAGCCGCCGACCGUCAACGCCGAGCCUCGACACGUCUCAGUGUCGUCCGGAUCACUGCAGAGUACCGACGCACAUGACUGUUCUAACGGCUGUUUACCUACAAGUGGUGUGGGCGCAGGAGGCUAGGGCGCCGCACGCGCUGCGCUGCCCGCUGUCGCACGCGCUGCUGCGCGAGCCGGCGCGCGCCGCCGACGGCUUCACGUACGAGCGCGCCAACAUCCUCGACUGGUUCAUCGCGGCCGAGGGCGCGGUGUCGCCGAUCUCCGGGCGGCGCCUGCGCAACACGCGCGUGCAGCUCAACUACGCCGUGCGCGACCAGCUGCGCGACUUCCUGUUGAGCUGAGAUGUGUCCGCACCGCAUCGCGCCGUGCCGCGCCGCGUCG
This is a messenger RNA of Helicoverpa armigera (cotton bollworm), 2665 nucleotides long. RefSeq lists its product as uncharacterized. Gene Ontology annotation, molecular function: ubiquitin-protein transferase activity; protein binding. Lineage: Eukaryota; Metazoa; Arthropoda; Insecta; Lepidoptera; Noctuidae. The transcript has 12 exons. The record is from RefSeq and is a predicted model, not a curated record. The coding region runs from base 1 to 2625 and encodes 874 amino acids. Gene Ontology annotation, biological process: protein ubiquitination. Gene Ontology annotation, cellular component: nucleus.